ACAUGGUCGGAACUCAAUCCCUCUCAGCUAGCGGGCCUGCAGUAACGGUUUCUGACAAAACAUGUUCUGUCGUUCCAGGUGGUGCUUCGAUAGUUGUAGAUGGCUCAACCGAAGCUACAAGCUUUGCAACCCAAGCCGCCCACGAAGAGCCUCGCAAGAUAUAUGUCCUGGCUAUGUUUUUGGUUCGCAGACACUGAUAGCGGGCAGACUACCUAUAACCUUUCCAGGGACUGUGUUGAG
Messenger RNA from Hyaloscypha bicolor E, 240 nucleotides. RefSeq lists its product as uncharacterized. The annotation marks the transcript as partial. The record is from RefSeq and is a predicted model, not a curated record. Lineage: Eukaryota; Fungi; Ascomycota; Leotiomycetes; Helotiales; Hyaloscyphaceae. The transcript has a single exon.